Molecule: messenger RNA, 1329 nt
Organism: Lithohypha guttulata
Lineage: Eukaryota; Fungi; Ascomycota; Eurotiomycetes; Chaetothyriales; Trichomeriaceae
Exons: 1
Coding region: 1-1329 (442 amino acids)
Biological process (GO): lipid metabolic process
Molecular function (GO): phosphoric diester hydrolase activity
Source: RefSeq, a predicted model, not a curated record
AUGCUGCUGCGUCAAUUGACAAUAGCUGCCUUGGCAGCAUCGUCGUACGCCCAAUCCAGUUCGUCCAUAGUGCUGACAGGCACAAAUUCAGUCAUUUCAGGUGCAGACUAUGCCACCGGUUCUCAAUUGUCCUACGAAUCGUAUGCUUCCACGAUCACCCUAAACACAACGUCAGGAGCUGGAGCCUCGAGCACUGCAAGACCGCAAAACCAAACAAUCACUACGAACGGCACAGCCUUAACCACGACCUCUGCCACGCAAACACUUUUGUCGGGUAGUGCUAGAAAUACUACUAUAGCGACAGGGAGGACGGCCACUUCAUCGUCUGCCAGGCCAACUAACACUCAACCAUGUAAUGGCUACCCAGAAUUUUGCAAUCGCAAGUAUAGCAAUAUCACACAGGUUGGGGCUCACAACUCACCUUUUGCCGUACGAGGCAACAUUGCAGCCAACCAAGAAUUGGACGUCACUACCCAACUGAACGACGGCGUUCGAAUGCUGCAAUUUCAGGUCCACAAGCCUAAUGAUACCGCACCUUUGCUGCUAUGCCAUACAUCCUGCGAUCUCUUGAACGCCGGCACACUUGUGGAUUAUCUGACGACAGUUCGUGAGUGGCUCGACGCAAAUCCUUACGAUGUCGUUACCGUCUUGAUGGGCAAUUACGAUGUGCUCACACCCCAAAACUUCACCGGUCCAGUAUACGAGUCCGGCCUGGACCGCUAUGCCUAUACUCCGCCUACCGUGCCUAUGCCACUGAAUGAUUGGCCUACAUUAGGUGAGAUGAUCCUUACCCAGAAAAGAGCUGUGAUUAUGCUUGACUAUGAAGCCGAUCAAGUCGCCAUACCGUGGUUGUUGGACGAAUUCGCCAACUUCUGGGAGACGCCAUUUUCGCCGACGGAUCGCGAUUUCCCAUGCAAUGUUGAUCGUCCACCCAACCAGGACCGCGAGAUUAGCAGCGAUAGGUUGUACAUUGCGAACCACAACCUCAACGUGGACGUGCAAAUAGCUGGACUGUCACUACUUAUUCCAGCGUCGACCCUGCUCAAUGAGACAAACGCUGUUCAGGGUUAUGGCAGUGCAGGUGCCAUGGUCAAUAAUUGCACAGCGGACUGGGUCCGACCACCGACCGUGAUAUUGGUCGAUUUCUACAAUGUUGGCAGCUUCAACGGGAGUGUCUUCCAGGUUGCCGCUGAUGCCAACGGUGUCAGCUACAACAGAGAUAGCUGCUGCGGCACUAUGCAACGGACGGUCAAUGCUGCCACAUCCAAGAAAGUUAGCAGUGUAAUAGUGGCUGCUGCGGCUCUUGCUGUUGCUUACGUGAUGGUAUAG